GUGUGUGUGACCUCACCAAUGCUCCAUCUUCUCCCCGGACAGGGAGACCACGUCCUGCCUGUUUUAUUUUAUUGAUGAAGCACCUUCCAUCCUCACUCAUUCUGCUGUAUUCUACUUACCGUUGAUGUUAUUGGAAAGUAAAAAAUAAUGUUGCAUACAAUUUGUGUCCUGUUCAAAAAUCUGUAUGUGUUAGAUAGUAAAUGAUCACACACACAUUACCUGCCAAUGUCUCCAGACUCCUCCUCUUCAACAUAUCUGGCCCUGUGUUUGGAGCAUCCUCCAGAUCAAGAGGAAAUAUGCCAUUAACAUUAAAUCAGCUGCAGUUGACUGAAUCCUCCAACAGGGGGAGCUACCUCCUCACUUUAACCUCCACUGGUUAUUAAUACAAUAACGUCUGACUGUUUAUUCAUAUCUGCUGUUGAUGUUCAGUGAAACAUGACAUUUAGUUUAAUUUAAUAUAUGUUAAUAUCUGUGAUGAGGUCAUCAGAUCUGAGGAGCUGGUGAAAUGGAGCAGCUCUCUUCAGGCGGUGAGACGCUGAGGGGUUUGUGGUUCAGAUGCUCUGACUUACUGCUGCUUGAAUCAUCCACUCUGAUCCUCCUCCUAUCUGAGAGGAGGAGGAUCAGAGCUGCUCAGUCUCAGAUUCAACCAUGAGAAGAAUCCACAGGAUCCACGGAUGUGAUUCAUUCUGACAUUUUAUUUAAAGGAGUGAAGAAGAGCUGAAUGUUCAAUGCUGAAAUCUGCACCGAAGAGAAUAAAUUAAGAUGACAACGAGAAGCUGAUUUGAUGAAACAGCUUCUGUUAGACAUGGAAGAUGAAGUCUGGAAGCAGAUUUGAAGAAAAACAGCAGGAGGUCUGCUCACAACAGGAGGUCUGCUAACAACAGGAGGUCUUCUAACAACAGGAGGUCUGCUAACAGCAGGAGGUCUGCUAACAGCAGGAUGUCUGCAAACAACAGGAUGUCUGUAAACAACGAGGUCUGCUAACAACAGGAGGUCUGCUAACAGCAGGAUGUCUGCAAACAACAGGAGGUCUGCUAACAGUAGGAGGUCUGCAAACAGUAGGAAGUCUGCUGAAGGCAGGAGGUCUGCUAACAGCAGGACAUCUGCUAACAACAGGAUGUCUGUAAACAACAGGAUGUCUGUAAACAACGAGGUCUGCUAACAACAGGAGGUCUGCUAACAGCAGGAGGUCUGCAAACAACAGGAGGUCUGCUAACAGUAGGAGGUCUGCAAACAACAGGAGGUCUGCUAACAGCAGGAGGUCUGCAAACAACAGGAGGUCUGCUAACAGCAGGAGGUCUGCAAACAACAGGAGGUCUGCUAACAGUAGGAGGUCUGCAAACAGUAGGAAGUCUGGUAACAGCAGAAGGUCUGCUAAAAAGCAGGAGGUCUGCAAACAGUAGAGGUCAGCAAACAUGAGGUCUGCUAACAACAGGAGGUCUUCUAACAACAGGAGGUCUGCUAACAGCAGGACAUCUGCUAACAACAGGAUGUCUGUAAACAACGAGGUCUGCUAACAACAGGAGGUCUGCUAACAGCAGGACAUCUGCUAACAACAGGAUGUCUGUAAACAACAGGAUGUCUGUAAACAACGAGGUCUGCUAACAACAGGAGGUCUGCUAACAGCAGGAGGUCUGCAAACAACAGGAGGUCUGCUAACAGUAGGAGGUCUGCAAACAGUAGGAAGUCUGCUGAAGGCAGGAGGUCUGCUAACAGCAGGACAUCUGCUAACAACAGGAUGUCUGUAAACAACAGGAUGUCUAAACAACGAGGUCUGCUAGCAACAGGAGGUCUGCUAACAGCAGGAUGUCUGCAAACAACAGGAUGUCUGUAAACAACGAGGUCUGCUAACAACAGGAGGUCUGCUAACAGCAGGAUGUCUGCAAACAACAGGAGGUCUGCUAACAGUAGGAGGUCUGCAAACAGUAGGAAGUCUGCUGAAGGCAGGAGGUCUGCUAACAGCAGGACAUCUGCUAACAACAGGAUGUCUGUAAACAACAGGAUGUCUGUAAACAACGAGGUCUGCUAACAACAGGAGGUCUGCAAACAACAGGAGGUCUGCUAACAGUAGGAGGUCUGCAAACAACAGGAGGUCUGCUAACAGCAGGAGGUCUGCAAACAACAGGAUGUCUGCUAACAGCAGGAGGUCUGCAAACAACAGGAGGUCUGCUAACAGUAGGAGGUCUGCAAACAGUAGGAAGUCUGGUAACAGCAGAAGGUCUGCUAAAAAGCAGGAGGUCUGCAAACAGUAGAGGUCAGCAAACAUGAGGUCUGCUAACAACAGGAGGUCUGCAAACAGGAGGUCUGCAAACAGUUGGAGGUCUGCAAACAGGAGGACUGCUAACAACAGGAGGUCUGCUAACAGCGGGAGGUCUGCUAACAACAGUCUGUGAUUUUAAACCAACAGAGGAUGAAGUUUAUACACAGUCUGUGAUUUUAAACCGACAGAUGAUGAAGUUUAGAAGCAGACUCUGCACCCUGAACGUCGGCGGCCGCAGGUUCUCCUUCCCAGCGGAGCUGAUGAACCGGCUGCAUGACUGCGUGUCAGAGAGCGAGCUGCUGGAGUUCUGCAACGACUACGACCGCGACAGGAACGAGUUUUUCUUCGACCGGCACUCGGAGGCCUUCAGCUUCAUCAUGCUGUACAUGCUGUACGUGCAGCACGGGAAGCUGCGCUUUGUGCCGCAUAUGUGCGAGCUGUCCUUCUAUAACGAGAUGUUAUACUGGGGCCUGGAGAGCUCUGACUUGCAGCUAUGCUGCCAGCGACGCCUCGAUGACCGCAUGUCCGACUGCUUCGUCCACUUCUUCCCUGAUACUCUCCAGCCAGUGGAGAGUAUCAGGAGGAUGUUUGAGGAGCCAACAUCCUCAUUCGUAGCGCAAAUCCUUGCCUCUGUUUCAAUGCUGUUUGUGGUAAUCUCCAUGGUGAUGCUGUGUGCAAGCACCACCAUCUUCAGUGCGCUGGCCCAGCUGCUGGAGCAUGGCCUGGACCUGGAGGCCGGGAACCAGGACUACGCCAGCAUCCCCAAGGCCUGUUGGUGGGUCAUCAUCUCCAUAACAACAGUGGGCUACGGGGACAUGUACCCGGUGACGGUGGCGGGCCGUGUGCUGGGCGGUGUCUGCGUGGUGAGCGGCAUCGUGCUGCUGGCAUUGCCCAUCACCUUCAUCUACCACAGCUUCCUCCAGUGCUACCACGAGCUAGAGCUCCGAGUACGCUCGCCCCGCUGCGGUCGACGAGUUCAUCAAUUGACUGACGAGUUCAUCAACUGUCCAACAAGUUCAUCAACUGACCGACGAGUUCAUCAACUGUCCGACGAGUUCGUCAACUGACCGACGAGUUCGUCAACUGACCUCAGGGCAACGCUGAAGUCAUCAGGGUACAAACAGAGAACAGAUAUAUAACAAACCCCUAACCCGUCAUGACUUCUUCUACUUUCCUUUGAGGGUACAUUCAGUGUCACUGUUUCCACAGCAACAGCAGAGAGGAAGUGUCGGAACGGUGGAGUGUGACUCAUCUCAAGCUUCUUUUGUGGUGGGAAUCAUCUCACUGGACACCCUUCUUCUUCUGUGGUGCGAAAUACGGCAACUUUUAAACUAUUCAAUUUCAAUUCAGUUUAUUUUGUAUAGCCCAAUAUCACAAAUUAGCCUCAGAGGGCUUUACAAUCUGUACACGUACGACAUCCCUGUCCCAG
Molecule: messenger RNA, 3689 nt
Organism: Cyclopterus lumpus (lumpfish)
Lineage: Eukaryota; Metazoa; Chordata; Actinopteri; Perciformes; Cyclopteridae
Product: potassium voltage-gated channel subfamily G member 3-like
Biological process (GO): potassium ion transmembrane transport; protein homooligomerization
Cellular component (GO): voltage-gated potassium channel complex; membrane
Molecular function (GO): delayed rectifier potassium channel activity
Source: RefSeq, a predicted model, not a curated record